This is a messenger RNA of Neolamprologus brichardi, 1572 nucleotides long. RefSeq lists its product as uncharacterized. The record is from RefSeq and is a predicted model, not a curated record. Gene Ontology annotation, molecular function: DNA binding; transcription coregulator activity. Gene Ontology annotation, cellular component: chromatin; nucleus. Gene Ontology annotation, biological process: regulation of DNA-templated transcription. Lineage: Eukaryota; Metazoa; Chordata; Actinopteri; Cichliformes; Cichlidae.
UAGAGAAAGUAUGCAAUGCAUACUGCUCUGCUACAACCCCCCACUAUACUGCAUCUGGGGUAUUCGUGACUGGACGUCUGGGGGGAUCACACACAUUUCCGAUUAGGAGGAGGGAGGGAGAGAGAGAGAGAGAGAGAGAGAGCGAGGGAGCGAGAGAGAGAGAGAGAGAUUACCCUUUCAUUCCAGCCAAUGAGACGGUCGAUACACUAAGAUUUUCAUAGUUGUGCAGGAGCACAAAGUGGAGUGAGUGUGUGUGAACUUCCAGGUAAAACUGCAAACCAACUUAAGCUCCUGAUACUCAACUCUGCUCCUCUUUAAGCCCUCGAGGCCGCUGCUCCAGGCUUUGAUGCCCACACAGUUUGAAGCAGGUGGACAGACGCAGGCAUGAGUAACAGUGGGACCAAAGAGCCAUCUCCUCAGCCAAGCACUGCCCAGUCACCUCCUGAGCCUCAGCGUAGGGGCAGAGGUCGACCAAGAAAACAGCAGCAGGAGCCUGUUGGACCACCAACUCCAAAGCGGCCAAGAGGACGACCAAAAGGCAGCAAGAACAAAGGCCCCAGAACUGCACUGAAGAAAGUAGAGCCCAUUGGAGAGAAGCGACCACGUGGGCGACCAAGGAAAUGGCCCCAGAAAGUAGUGCUAGAAGUAACUGAAGAACAGCAGGGCGCUUCAGAAGAGGCUGAGGAGGGUCCCUCGUCAUCUCAGGCGGCAGCACAGGAGGAAGGGGAGUAGAUAGGGCACCUCUCUACCUACCUCAAGGUUUGGCCUCAGAUAAACAGGGGUUUAAAUCUGACUCCUAUCUGUGAUGGGGAUUCAGGAACACACAGACACACACACACACUCAAAAGUAAUUGCAGUCAGUAAUUUCUUCUCCUGAUGUGAUACCUUGGAUUUGUUAUCAAUUUAAGAGUUUUGGAUUUUUGGUGAGCAAACUGUGUUUUAACAUUGGAGUAUUUGAUCUUUCAGUAAGGUUUAUUGAAUAGGAAUAGUUCCACUUUUUGGGAAAUGCACUUAUUCUCUUUUACUGAGACAUACCAUUUUCACAUAUAAAUAUGCCGUUCAUACCUGCAGCAUCUCUAAAGCUCGCACACAAAUAUUGUCUCAUUUCUGAAAUCUAAAAAUGUAAAAGCAGUUUUUGUGGUCUUUUUAGACGUGCCUGCUUCUCAUGUGACUUUAAGCAGUAAAGGAAAAACAAAAAGGGUGCAUUUUCCAUAAAAAUUUAACUAUUCCUACAAGUAUGCCAGCUUUCCUGAACCCCUUAGUGUGCAUGGUUGAGUGUGAGCGCGUGUGUGUGGCGGUUGCAUGGAGAGGGGACUGGGCUGCUGGCUGAAAUGAGACUGGUUAAGAAAAACAAAGGAACCAAACUGAAUUGUUUUUAUUGAAACAUGUUUCUAAAUCAAAUAUCACAAACCCUCGUAUGAAACAUCGUUACAAUAUAGACAUGGUGCGCUGAAGUCAUUAUUAUAAAAGUUGUGUGAAAGGUUUAAACUGAAAAUGAAAUAUCAAAUUAUUUGAGGGGCGGGGCAGGGGCGCCUUACAAAAAAAAAAAAAAAAAAAAAGAUUAAAUUGGAU